AUGCGUUUUGGUCCAGCGUGGCAGCAUCGCCCCGGUAAACGCAUGGAACCGAAUGGCGGUGGUGGUGACGAAUGCUUGGCUCGAGUACCAUAUGCUUCGGUCAUCGCAGCAUUGAUGUGCGGGAUUGGGGUGGUGCUGUUCUCGUUGAUGAUGGCUUGGGCUUUCAAUGCAUCGAUGCAAAUUCUGUUUGUGGUGGUUGCAGUACUGAUGGCAAUAGCUGCACUGAUAUUACUAGUUAUUGGUGCCCUAAGCACUGGCUCAACUAGGAAAGAGCUUUACAGGUUUUCAUCUGUCUUUUUUUUUAUUUUUAUUUUUGGUUUGAUUUUCGUCCCAUUGUUUUAAGA
Gongylonema pulchrum is the source of this 344-nucleotide messenger RNA. The record is from the annotation of a GenBank genome assembly. Lineage: Eukaryota; Metazoa; Nematoda; Chromadorea; Rhabditida; Gongylonematidae.